AUGUCGUUGUAGAUAUUUCAGUCGUUUUAUCCCAAUUGGUUGUUUUUUUUUCAUAACUUUUUUUUUAAUAAUUCACAUCAGUUUAUUUUUUGGAAGCAAAAGAACUAGAAAGUUAUGAUAUUAGUAUUGAGAUCUAGAGACCUUGGAUUCUUGGGGGUUAUAAAUAUUUAAAUUGAUUUAUAACAAAUCUUUGUAUCCUAAACGAAAAUAUAUUUAGAGUAGGAAUAGUGUGGUAGGCUAUGGAAUCACCUUUAUAUUUGUUAUGGCUUUGACUGUUUAUUCAUUUAAGACUAAAAAUUGUUUAUCAUAUGGAGGUAUUUAUUCUGA
Messenger RNA from Paramecium primaurelia, 327 nucleotides. The record is from the annotation of a GenBank genome assembly. NCBI's taxonomy places the organism in Eukaryota, Ciliophora, Oligohymenophorea, Peniculida, Parameciidae.